Carassius carassius (crucian carp) is the source of this 2203-nucleotide messenger RNA. RefSeq names its product beta-1,4-mannosyl-glycoprotein 4-beta-N-acetylglucosaminyltransferase-like. Gene Ontology annotation, biological process: N-acetylglucosamine metabolic process; protein N-linked glycosylation. Gene Ontology annotation, molecular function: beta-1,4-mannosylglycoprotein 4-beta-N-acetylglucosaminyltransferase activity. The record is from RefSeq and is a predicted model, not a curated record. The transcript is spliced from 3 exons. Gene Ontology annotation, cellular component: membrane. Lineage: Eukaryota; Metazoa; Chordata; Actinopteri; Cypriniformes; Cyprinidae. Bases 468 to 1958 code for a protein of 496 amino acids.
AUAUUGUUAGUUUCCUGUAACUGUAUCCCUUCUAGCUACAACCACCAGUAUAACAUAUAAUUAGUGUAUUUGCAUGCCUGUAAGGCUAGGUUUAGGCUUGUGGCAGGUGUAGACGUCAUUAACCAUAGCUUUACAGGUAGAAUUUUUUUGAUGUCGAAUUGUACAACCCACUGUUUUAAUGGGAGGUAGCACAAUUUGACAGAACACCGGCUCAACGCCACGCUCUGUCCCAGUCUGAUAAUUUUUUGACACGCCAAUAAAACACUCAAACGUUUGAUAAGGAGAGAGUGGGAGUGGGAUCGUUAUUUACACUAGGAAGUCACGCUGUCUCUGUUCCCCUCACUCCGGUGGCGCGCGCGAGCGAGCCUGCGCGUGUGUUCAGAUAGUUUCUUGCGCGAGUUUAGACAACAGUCAAGCGCGCGACCACACAGAAACACUACGAGCUGACGGACACAUGCAGGAGCAGCAUGGGAAGAUCACACCUGUCUGUCAGGAGGAGAAUACGAAGGUAUAAAGUCCUCCUGUUGUGUUUAUUGGGGAUUUGUGUCAUUUCCUUCCUUCAUUACUACAAAGCCCUGCACAAUAUUUCGCUGCUACAGGAGCUGUUGUCUCCCUCCACUCUGAAGAUGUUCAGUGAUAUCUUCUGGAAUUUUCUGGCUGCUGAUUUCGACUCACAGCAAGACCUUCAUAAAGACAGCCACUGGAAGGGCAUUGUUGACUUAAGUGUGAUCCUGCCAGAUCCUCCAGAUGGGAAACUUCAUGAGCGUACCUUUGUACUUCAUGAUGAUCUCACACCCUUUUUCAUCCACACUAAAUCCGGAGCAGUGUGCUUCCGAGAGGGGACGAAUGUGGCCGCCUUCACAUCUCACCGCAGGUUACAGCAGCAUUACAGCGAAAUCAACCCCAAACACAAAACAAUCAAUGCCGACAAGAUGGUGGUCCAGUGUCCCUGCCGGCAGGGUUGGCACGGCCCUCACUGUGGCAUCCCUACCAUUGUGUAUCAUUCCAAUCUCCCAUCCAAGUCAAAAGUAGCACCUAGAAAAGUUCCACGUCGGGUCAUCAAUGCCAUCAACAUCAACCACGAGUUUGACCUAUUACACGCUCGAUUCCACGAACUUGGGGAUGUUGUGGAUGUGUUUGUGGUCUGUGAAUCCAAUUUCACCGCGUAUGGUGACUCAAAACCUCUUGUCUUCCGCCAGCAGAUCCUAAAUGGAAUGUUUGACUAUAUAAAGCACAAAAUCUUAUACAUCUUCCUGGACCAUUUUCCUGAUGGCGGCCAUGCGGAUGGCUGGAUUGCGGAUGAUUACCUUCGCACUUAUUUGACCAAAAACGGAAUGUCGAGGCUUGAGGGCCUCAAAGAGGAUGAUGUUUUCAUCAUCGAUGAUGCGGAUGAAAUUCCUGCUCGAAAUGGAAUCCUUUUCCUCAAACUCUACGAUGGCUGGACGGAACCGGUCGGGAUCCACAUGCGCAAAUCCCUGUACGGAUUCUACUGGAGGCAGUUUGGAACACUAAACAUUUUAUCUGCUUGCACGACAGCUAUGCUUUUUAAGGUUUACAACGGUGAUGGGAUUCUUCUUCGACGGCGCUCGUAUUAUUCCAUGUCGGGAUUCCGGGAAUAUGAGAACUCCACGGGACGCAUUCUAGUACCAUGGGCCAUCGGAAGCCCCGUUCACUACGCUGGAUGGCACUGUUCUUGGUGUUUUAAACCAGACGGAAUUUAUUACAAACUCAUAUCGGCCCAAAAUGGAGACUUCCCGCGUUGGGGCGAUUACAGCGAGAAACGGAAGAUGAGUUAUAUUAUAGAGUUAAUACGGACAGGGGGUUGGUUUGAUGGGUCUAUAACAGACUAUCCACCUUCAGACCCCAGGGAGCAUAUGUUUUCUCCCAAAUACCUGCUGGACAACUAUGAAAAAUAUCGCUACUUGCUGGAGAACCCAUACACAAAAGAGAAACAUUAAGAGAAAUGGGUCUGUUUCAAGUGGGCAGCUUAAAGGUGCACUAAGCGAUUUUUUUCUCAACAGUGUUGAUAUUCUAAACAGAAAUGCCCAACAGGACCACACCCAUAUUUUUAUAACUCCGCCCCACACAACACUGGCACCAACGACGGCGGUAUCUGUGAGAUACUGGUCCUCACUGCAGAACACAAGUCAGGGGGCAUCCCACCUGACAUAUACCUGAACCUACCCGUCUCCACCCCUAAACC